UAUGAUAUUUUAGAAGACUUGAAGUAGGUACUUUAAUUUCAGUUUAAAAUUUGUUUCUGCUAAAUACUAAGCCACUGAUACCAGCUAAUUUUAUUGUGAUCAUUUAAGCUGUGAGCCACUGUAUGUGUCAGACCAGGUUUGUCAUUAAAAUACUGGAAUCUGUUUGAGGACCGCUACUGGUUUUUAGAACAAAUAAAGAACGUUUGCAUAAAACUGGCGUUGGAAAAUCCAAGACAUAAUAUACUACUGGGCACUUAUAAUAUACGUCGCCAAUAAGCGCUUAUUAAUAUUCUUUAAACCACUGAAUAUUUUCAGUUCUUAAAAAAAUAGUUUUUAUUAUGUUUGUGCUUUUGAUUUUUCUAGCUGGUAUUAUUUGCUCCAAGGGCAUCAACGAAGUGUGCUUUCUUCAAGGCCUACGAGGCGUUUGUCAACCGCUAAGGGUCUGUUACCAGGCAUUAGAUUUGUUUACAGACGAUAUCGGCAACUUUUGUCAAUUUGAUGAGUCCGAAGAUCACAUCUGUUGUCCCGAUAAAUUUAGAAGACCCACACGAAAACCUCCAAGCCCUAAGCCUCAAUAUGUAAAGGGACGACCCAAACGACCACAUAAUCAAGAACUGCCUCCUUUUAGAGUACCUGAACAAGAUCCAGAUAAACCUAGUUAUAAGACGAGAAAGCCAUAUCGGAUUCCUAUUAACGCUAACGUAAACCGUAAAAAACGUACUAUCGUAAACCGAGAGUAGUAGUCGUAUUUCUGCUUAUAAUAAUAAAUUACUACCUAUGUAAUAUAUUUAUUGGGAAUAAAAAACAA
This is a messenger RNA of Diabrotica virgifera virgifera (western corn rootworm), 808 nucleotides long. RefSeq lists its product as uncharacterized. The transcript has 2 exons. Bases 339 to 740 code for a protein of 133 amino acids. Lineage: Eukaryota; Metazoa; Arthropoda; Insecta; Coleoptera; Chrysomelidae. The record is from RefSeq and is a predicted model, not a curated record.